AUGAAGUUUCAUCUCUGGGCCGUUGCCCUCGCAUCGGCGCUCUGCGUCCAGGCCAACGAAUGGCAUGCAUACUACCGCCUUAAUGGUAAGGCGUACCAAGCAAAGUUCGACGAGAUGGUCAAACAAGGAUACCGACUCAACUCCGUCAGCGGGUACGAACACAACAAUGAAGCGAACUUUGCCGUCAUUUUCGAGAAGAGACCCACCCCCGCAUGGAAGUCACACCACGGAUUGACCUCCGAUCAGUACCAUGACAAAUUCGAAGACUACCUGAAGCAAGGUUACCGCGUUGUUCAAGUGAAUGGCUACACAGUUGACGGAAAGGAUCGCUACACCGCUAUCUGGGAGAAGUCCUCCUCUGUACCCUGGAUCUCACGUCAUGGAAUGAACAAGGAAUGGAUGCAGAAGUACUUUGACAAGUACCUGGCGGAGGGAUACCGAAUGACGCACGUGAGCGGUUAUGAGGUUGGUACUGAGGCUCGCUUUGCUGCUGUUUGGGAAAAGCAGAAUGAUAGUACUGCCUGGGUUUCCGCUGGAGAGUUGAACUCGACGGCCUACCAAGCGACCUUCGAUAAACAUGUCAAGGAUGGAUACCGCCUGGUUGAUGUGGACGGCUACCAGGAUGGUGACGGCGUGAAGUAUGCGGCAAUCUGGGACAAGUCUCCAUCCGGUGCGUGGGUGGCAAGACACGGUUUGGAUUCCCCAACAUUCCAAGCUGAGUUCGACAAGUACCGGAGCAAGGGCUAUGUCCUGCGGACAUUUAGUGGAUAUAACGAUGGGUCUGCGGAUCGCUACGCUGCUAUCUGGGUUAAAUAA
Molecule: messenger RNA, 816 nt
Organism: Aspergillus alliaceus
Lineage: Eukaryota; Fungi; Ascomycota; Eurotiomycetes; Eurotiales; Aspergillaceae
Exons: 1
Coding region: 1-816 (271 amino acids)
Source: RefSeq, a predicted model, not a curated record